This is a messenger RNA of Hipposideros armiger (great roundleaf bat), 2271 nucleotides long. RefSeq names its product DET1 partner of COP1 E3 ubiquitin ligase (gene DET1). Lineage: Eukaryota; Metazoa; Chordata; Mammalia; Chiroptera; Hipposideridae. Gene Ontology annotation, cellular component: nucleus; cullin-RING ubiquitin ligase complex. The transcript has 5 exons. The coding region runs from base 75 to 1802 and encodes 575 amino acids. Gene Ontology annotation, molecular function: ubiquitin protein ligase binding; ubiquitin-like ligase-substrate adaptor activity. Gene Ontology annotation, biological process: protein ubiquitination; positive regulation of proteasomal ubiquitin-dependent protein catabolic process. The record is from RefSeq and is a predicted model, not a curated record.
AACGUGCCAAACGCAUACUUAACGGGCCAGCCCCAGGGCUGGGCGCUGAGAAAACGGAGGUGACUUGUGUAGUCAUGGUUCCUUCCUGUCUGGAGAGGACAGUGGAGCGAGGAAGUCCCAACAUUAAGCACAUAUCCAUAGAUGUGAUAAUGGAUCAUCAUGUUUCCACCAUCAAACCUCGAAGAAUCCAGAACCAAAAUGUCAUUCACCGCCUGGAGCGCCGGCGGAUCAGUUCAGGCAAGGCGGGCACCCACUGGCAUCAGGUCCGGGUGUUCCACCAGAACAUUUUCCCCAACUUCACAGUUGUCAACGUGGAGAAGCCCCCCUGUUUCUUGCGUAAAUUCUCACCUGAUGGGCGCUACUUUAUUGCUUUCUCUUCAGACCAGACAUCUCUCGAAAUCUACGAGUACCAGGGCUGCCAAGCGGCCGAGGACCUUCUGCAGGGCUACGAGGGGGAGAUCCUGUCCAAUGGCAACGACCAGCGGUCAGUCAACAUCCGCGGCCGGCUCUUUGAACGGUUUUUUGUCCUGCUGCACAUCACCAACGUAGCAGCCAACGGCGAGCACCUGAACCGGGAGUGCAGCCUUUUCACGGACGACUGCCGGUGUGUGAUCGUGGGCUCGGCCGCCUACCUCCCGGACGAGCCCCACCCUCCUUUUUAUGAGGUGUAUCGGAACAGUGAAUCCGUGACCCCCAACCCACGGUCCCCUCUGGAGGACUAUUCCCUCCACAUCAUUGACUUGCACACUGGCCGCUUAUGUGAUACGCGUACCUUCAAGUGUGACAAAGUGGUCCUGUCGCACAACCAAGGCCUGUACUUGUACAAAAACAUCCUGGCCAUCUUGUCCGUGCAGCAGCAGACCAUCCAUGUCUUCCAGGUGACGCCUGAAGGUACUUUCAUCGACGUGAGGACCAUUGGCCGCUUCUGCUACGAGGAUGACCUGCUCACCGUGUCCGCUGUUUUCCCCGAGGUGCAGCGGGACAGCCAGACGGGCAUGGCCAAUCCUUUCCGGGACCCCUUCAUCAACUCCCUGAAACACAGGCUGCUCGUGUACCUGUGGCGCCGGGCAGAGCAAGACGGGAGCGCCAUGGCCAAGAGGCGCUUCUUCCAGUAUUUUGACCAACUGCGGCAGCUGCGCAUGUGGAAAAUGCAGCUUCUGGACGAAAACCACCUGUUUAUCAAGUACACUAGUGAGGAUGUAGUGACCUUGAGGGUCACAGAUCCGUCUCAGGCAUCUUUCUUUGUGGUGUACAAUAUGGUGACAACAGAGGUGAUCGCUGUGUUUGAGAACACGUCAGAUGAGCUUUUGGAGCUCUUUGAGAACUUCUGUGAUCUUUUCCGCAAUGCCACCCUGCACAGCGAAGUCCAGUUUCCCUGCUCAGCUUCCAGCAACAAUUUUGCAAGGCAGAUCCAACGCCGGUUUAAAGACACGAUUGUAAAUGCCAAGUAUGGAGGGCACACGGAGGCCGUACGCCGGCUGCUGGGCCAGCUCCCCAUCAGCGCCCAGUCCUACAGCGGCAGCCCCUACCUUGAUCUGUCUCUCUUCAGCUACGAUGACAAGUGGGUGUCAGUCAUGGAGCGGCCCAAGACUUGUGGAGAUCACCCUAUCAGGUUCUAUGCCCGCGACUCUGGUCUGCUCAAGUUUGAGAUCCAGGCCGGCCUCCUGGGCCGGCCCGUCAGCCACACAGUGCGGCGUCUCGUUGCCUUUACCUUUCAUCCGUUUGAGCCCUUUGCUAUUUCUGUGCAGAGGACUAACGCUGAGUAUGUUGUCAACUUCCACAUGCGACACUGCUGCACGUAGGCGCCUCGCCAAAGCCAGGUUUCCUGGGCUUCCAGGACUUUUCCCUUCUCAUCUCAUGGACUGUAAAGCAAAAGCUCCUGACCACCAGCCUUGUUGAUUCCAGACGGGUGUACCUCAGGUGGGGAGAGCUGGACCGAGGAGUGAGGGUGGCCCAGCCUAGUGACAUUUUGUUACCGUCUACAAGAAAACUACUGAUUGAUUUAAAGUCCUCUUGCCUUUUCCCAGUGGUCAUGCCCAGCAUUAAUGAAGUCCAUUUUAUAUUUGUUUUAUUUUGCAUUUUAUCACUAUGAAGAUGAGAACAUUACACCUUCCCCCACUUCAUGUCACUUCUUUGGCAUUACGGUAUGCAGCCUGAAGCAGGUAAAGCUUGUUUACUCAUGAGAACGGUGUAUGUCCUUUCUACUUAGCCAACAAGCAGGGCUGCCUUUAUAAGAAAACAAAAUAAAGCCUUGGUAUUUUCUUACUUAAA